CCAGGCCGUGUCUCUUCUCAUCGUACUCAACAAACUUCUCUCCUAGAGUUUGUUUUACAAGUCACAGAAAUCUAAAAGCAAUGGCCAGCUCCAAGACUCUUCUGGCUUCCCUUCUCAUAGUUUCUCUUUUUGUACUUGGCUUUGCUGAGUCUGAUCCAACGGUGAUCACGAACAUGGUAGAGAAUGCUCUGACUGAUGACAAAAUAGAUUGUGAUGGAACUUGUGACGUGAGAUGCAAAUUAUCGUCGAGGCCGAACCUUUGCAAGAGGGCGUGUGAAACAUGCUGUGACCGAUGCAGCUGCGUUCCUCCUGGCACCUCCGGUAACUAUGAUGCGUGUCCAUGCUACCGAGACAUGACCACCCACGGCGGCAAACACAAAUGCCCUUAGAUAGCUUCAUACCACCUCUUGAUGUGCAUGGGUUUUGAACUCUAAGUAAACUAUAAAAUAAGCUUUUGACAAUAAUCGCAAUCCAAAAGAGCAUGGUUAUAGUUACUUGCUUUGGCCUUAAUUAAUUAUAUCAAAGUUUCUUAAGUUUUGGGAGUUCGUCUACUUGCACGUACGCGCGUGUAUGAAUAUAUAUGUCAAAUUAUUAUUGAUUUAUAUAUUUACAUAUAUAAAAAUAUAUUUGUGUAUAUUUCACUUA
Molecule: messenger RNA, 645 nt
Organism: Theobroma umbraticum
Lineage: Eukaryota; Viridiplantae; Streptophyta; Magnoliopsida; Malvales; Malvaceae
Product: gibberellin-regulated protein 11-like
Source: RefSeq, a predicted model, not a curated record